CCGGUGCUGAUGUGGAGCCAUGGCUCUGAAAGACACAAUCCUCCCCAUCAGCGACAUGUCCUAUCCCUUCCCAGAAGUAGUAGAGCUGAACGUGGGCGGCCAAGUCUAUGUGACCAAACACUCGACUCUCACCAGCGUUCCGGACAGCACUUUGUACAGCAUGUUCUCCAGGAACAACGUCAAGGAGCUUCCCCGGGACAACCGUGCCCGCUUCUUCAUAGACAGGGACGGCUUCCUCUUCAGGUAUGUACUGGAUUACCUUCGGGACAAGCAGCUGUCUCUGCCCGAUCACUUCCCGGAGAAAGAAAGGCUGCUCAGAGAGGCUGAGUACUUCCAGCUCCAGGACCUGGUCAAGCUGCUGACACCUAAAGUCACCAAGCAGAGCUCCCUGAACGAUGAGGGUUGUCAGAGUGACCUGGAGGAGAACUCCCAGAGCAGUGAUCUGAUCAGGACUGCAGCCCUGGACAAAAAGUCUGGCUUCAUCACCAUCGGCUACAGAGGCUCCUACACCAUGGUCAGAGAUAACCAGGCUGAUGCCAAGUUCAGGAGGGUGGCCAGGAUCAUGGUUUGCGGUAGAAUAGCCCUGGCCAAAGAAGUUUUUGGCGAAACGUUAAACGAGAGUCGCGACCCCGAUCGCCCACCUGAAAAGUACACGUCGAGGUUCUACCUGAAAUUCACCUACCUGGAGCAAGCUUUUGACAGGCUCUCUGAAGCUGGAUUUCACAUGGUAGCCUGCAACUCGACAGGAACAGCAGCCUUUGUGAACCAAUACAGGGAUGACAAAAUCUGGAGCAGCUACACUGAGUACAUCUUCUACAGAUCCCCACAGAAAUUAGUAUCUCCAAAACAAGACUGUGAAGAAAGUAAGCAAGAAAAAGUCUUAGAUAAAGGUAGUGAAAGUGGAACAUCAUGUAAUGAACUGUCUACGUCUAGUUGUGAUAGCCAAUCAGAAGCUAGUACCCCUCAAGAAAAUACAUCUGUGCUUCAGCAAUCAUCUUCUCAUCAACAGAAUACUUUAACUCUGGAUCGGCCAUCAAAGAAGAACCAAGUCCAGUGGGUUCCAUCACCAGACAAACGCAGGAACAGUGAACUUUUUCAAACACUGAUUAGUAAGUCUAGGGAUAACAACCUUUCUAAAAGGAGAGUCUCUGAGAAGCCAAGCAUUGAGGAGGAAAUGAAAAAAUGUAUACAAGAGUUUAAAAAAAUUAAAAUUCCAGAUUAUUUUCCAGAGAAAAAACGUCCAUGGCAGAUGGAAUUACUAGAAAAAUAUAAUUUGUAGGAACAUUCUAUUUAUUAGUGAAAUAUCUGCGCUAUGUUUGUGUACUUCUACUAAACUCCUUUCCAUACACAAAAUACACCAAGUAUACAGUUCGGUAUAUGGAAUUAAAAAUACUUGUAAUACUUAUGUGACUUUUUGACAUACCAUUCAAAUAUUGAAACUUUCAGAUAUCCCCACAAAGAUUACGCUACAGUGGGAAAUUCAGCGUAAAAAAUGCAUGUGCUCACAUUAAUGACUAUACAUUCUGCAAAUACCUUUUCACAACUGUAUUUAUUAUGGCAAUUUUGAUGACUUUUACGAUAACAAAUAAACAGUGAUGACAAGAUUGACUUCUGUAGAUAAAACCAGUAGACAUACAGUAUUUCUGAAGUUCCAUUCAUUCUAAAUGCAAUAAAAAACUUAGAUGCAUGAGCAUAGCAUUAGAAAUAAAACAAAAAAGUGUAUGAUCAGUGUUAAUGUGUUAAUCGUUGGCCUUUGUCAGUUUUUAAUUCAGUUAUAGACUUUAAUCUGUAGUACUGGGCGUAUCUGUGGAAAUUAACAUGAUAUGCUGUAUGGUGAUUUUUGUUUUAAAAGAAGAUCUGUUGAACGUGUGAGUGUAAUCCAUGUGCUUUCCACUCUACUGUAUGUAUAGGACGUGUUAGUCAUUACCCUGGUUACAGAAAAUGUAUGGCAUAAAAAACUAUUACAUUAUUAAUCUUCAGAAUACAU
This is a messenger RNA of Nanorana parkeri, 1987 nucleotides long. It is a transcript of the gene KCTD8, whose product is annotated as potassium channel tetramerization domain containing 8. The transcript has 2 exons. The coding region runs from base 20 to 1279 and encodes 419 amino acids. The record is from RefSeq and is a predicted model, not a curated record. Gene Ontology annotation, biological process: regulation of G protein-coupled receptor signaling pathway; protein homooligomerization. Gene Ontology annotation, molecular function: protein binding. NCBI's taxonomy places the organism in Eukaryota, Metazoa, Chordata, Amphibia, Anura, Dicroglossidae.